Messenger RNA from Acanthamoeba castellanii str. Neff, 1569 nucleotides. RefSeq lists its product as uncharacterized. Gene Ontology annotation, cellular component: dynactin complex. Bases 1 to 1569 code for a protein of 522 amino acids. The transcript is spliced from 8 exons. Lineage: Eukaryota; Discosea; Longamoebia; Acanthamoebidae. The record is from RefSeq and is a predicted model, not a curated record.
AUGGCGAUGGAGGGUUCACGGCGGCUGAAGGAGGCUCUGUUCGGGCGAGCACCAGGGUCUACGACGAUAGCUACUUCCGCAGUGGAUGGUACAAGUGGGAUCACAUCGUCUUCUACUUCUUCUGUAAAGCCCUCGAUCUCGCUGGCGCGGGGGGCGCGGGUGCGGUACGGCUGCGGGGGCUGUGGGGCGUGGAGCGGGCUGGCGGGGGCCACCACCACCGGUGGUGGGGCUGCGGGGGUCUCCGACGAGGGGGCGGGCUACUGGUGCGGCGACUGCGGGGCCGUGCGCUGCGGUGCGCGCUGCGUGACGGCCGAGGUCGAGGCCCAGUACUGCGGGCAGUGCCUCGACAACGUCACUUCCUACGACGCCGCCCUCUUCCGCCAUCGCUGCAAGAAGUGCUUCCGCUGCCCGGCCUGCCUCGCCCCGCUCUCCUUCGCCCAGCAGCUCGCCCGCGUAGCGGACCAGCCCACCACCACCGCCUCUGCCGCUACGCCGACCACGGGCGCUACCGCCCCACAGAGGGUGGUCUACCUCCACUGCUCCUUCUGUCGUUGGAACUCGCUCGCCCUGCCCUCGCCCCUCCACGCCGAUUCCCCCACUGCCCUCGUCACGUCGUUCAUCAAGCGCGAGCGAGGGGACGAGAGCCAGAAGCGCGUGGCGGAGCAAGUAGAGGCCUUCCACCGCGAACACAGGGAGGCGCGCCUACGGGCUCACAUUGCAGCGUUCGUUUCGGGGGUCCAGGAGGGCGGACAGAAGGCGCCGCUGGGGCCGAUCACCGUCGAGCAGGUCGAGCAGGCGCGCCUGGCCCAGGACGCCAAGCUCUCGCUGGCCGCCGUGAAGCGGGAGUCUCCCCUCCAACUCGCUCCCGACGACACCCUCCCCUCCUAUCCCCUCCAAGUCUCCCAGACGGCCACGCUGGACCAGCGAUUGCUCGAUCCCAACCCGGACUGUCGGCUCGUUUCGGAGCUGUCGGCGCAGCGGUGGCUGCUGGGCACGCGCGUCUCCAAGCGGUGUCGACCCUGCGGAAAGCUCCUCAUCAAGCCCGACCUCAUCGGCGCCAAGACCGACUUCAAGCGGCAGCACGCCGCCCUCUUCUACCUCCCGCUCAUCUCCCUCGAGGAGGUACUGCAGGACGAGGCCUCCGGUUGGUGGGCGUUCCGGGUGGUGUUGGCCAACCCGCCGCAGCGUUCCUCCCACCUACCACUCAUCAUCACCGCCUCCGUGGAGGGCGCCGGUGAGGUGCAGCCCGCACAACCCGUGGAGACGUUCCUGGGCGUCGCCGACGAGUACGACAAGUUUUGGGAGACGGACGUGUACGGUGAGCUGUCCGAGCGAGACCGAAAGCAGAACGAGGGCGUCGUGCUGCACCGCCACCUCAACAAGCUCGCCCUCCGAUACCGCGUCGGCCCGCUCGCCUCCUCUCACGUCAAGCUCCAAUUCAAGAUCACGAUGGGCCGCACGCCAGCCACCAGCGAGGAGGCCACCAUCGCCGCCCUGAUCGAGCUCGAGCUGCCCCACGACCAACCUUCGCCGCCAUCAUCAUCGUCGCCUUCCGCUUCAUCGCAGUAG